This is a messenger RNA of Lolium perenne, 1825 nucleotides long. Its product is annotated as protein trichome birefringence-like 21. The record is from RefSeq and is a predicted model, not a curated record. Gene Ontology annotation, cellular component: Golgi apparatus. Gene Ontology annotation, molecular function: O-acetyltransferase activity. Lineage: Eukaryota; Viridiplantae; Streptophyta; Magnoliopsida; Poales; Poaceae.
UAGUUUCGAUUAAACAAUGGUGAGAUGAACACGAGAGAAAGUUCUUUGAACUUUGAAGAUGUCUUGAACUUUUGCAUAAACCGGGGCGCCAACCGCGUAGUUGCGAUCGCAGACGGCGGCAGGGCUAUCUUUCGUGAGUAUUCUGGUACCGACCCUUUAUGAGAGACGUGCAAUGCUCCCCAAGCAUCCUCUCCCUGAUUAGCGCGUCUCCACGAUCGCGUGUUCGCCAUGAAGUUCCACAAACAGAGCGCCUCUUCUUCUCUGAAGCGCGCGGCUGCCAUUGCCGCGCCGCUCGCCUUCCUACUGGCCCUUGGCCUCGUCUUGCUCUACGACUUGAGCUUCUCUGACCGCCAUUAUUACCUGCGCAUAUAUGGCGCCUCUUCCUCCGCGUCGUCGCCGCCGGUAUCGGCAUCGUCUCCGGCACCGGCAUGCGACCUUACGCGGGGCGAGUGGGUGCCCGACGACGCGGAGGCGCCGUACUACACGAACUUGACUUGUCCGUUCAUUGACGACCACCAGAACUGCAUGAAGUUCGGCAAGCCGAGCCUCGAUUUCAUGCGGUGGAGGUGGAGGCCGGACGGCUGCGAGCUACCCCGAUUCGACGCCACGCGGUUCUUGGAGGCCAUGAGGGGCAAGUCCAUGGCCUUCGUCGGAGACUCCCUUGCCAGGAACCACUUCAAGUCUUUGCUCUGCCUCUUGUCCAAGGCGGCGCAGCCAGUGGAGGUGGGGUCGGAGCCGGAGAUCGACGUGACGGGGAGGGCCGUCCGGCGGGACUACUACUUCGGCAGCCACGACUUCACGGCCACGCUCUUCUGGUCACCCUUCCUCGUCAAGGCCAACCUGUCGAACGCCACGCUCGGCAUGUGGGACGUGCACCUCGACACGGCGGACCCCCGGUGGGCGGCGCACGUCGCCGACUUCGACCACGUCGUCCUCUCGGGAACCAACUGGUUCUUCCGCCCCUCGGUGUACCACGAGGGCGGGCGCGCCGUCGCGUGCAACGGCGGCGUCAGCUGCGGCGCCGGCAACGUGACGACCGAGCUGCCAGUGCCCCGCGCCCUGCGCGCGGCGUUCCGGACGGCGCUCGGCGCCGUCGCGACAAACGAGGGGUUCCACGGCAAGGCGGUGGUCCGGACGGUGACGCCGACGCACUUCGAGAACGGCGAGUGGAACACCGGCGGCGACUGCGUCCGCACGCGCCCGUACCGCCGCGGCGACCGCGCCGUCAGCGCGGCCGAGUACCGCAGCGCGCAGGUCGAGGCGUUGAGGGAGACGGAGGCGGCGGGGGCGAGGAACGGCACGGAGCUUGUGCUGAUGGAUAUCACGGAGGCGAUGGAGCUGCGGCCGGACGGGCACCCGAGCCGGUAUGGCCACCCGCCGGGCGGGAGCGUGGAGGGCAGCUUCGUGGUGGACUGCCUGCACUGGUGCUUGCCGGGGCCGAUUGACCUGUGGAGCGAGCUGCUUUUCCAGAUGAUGGUGCCACAGCAUUAAUUAGCAGAACGAUGAGUUGGGGUGUUCUUUUAGAAUCCUGAGAUGAAAGUGUCUCGAAACGAGAACGCGAACAUGCGGCAUUUUCAUCAUUUUCCAGAGGUGAAACUGUUCUGUAAAUUGAAAGGGUGAUUAAUCGAGCUGCUAGCGUUCGGGUCGAUAUUGGAUUCUGUGAAUGCAUGGGAUCAUGUAAUCGCCUUGGGCAGUGGUUCGCACGCAGCAGCCGUGAUCAUGAUUCAUGACACACGAGAUCUUCGAAGAUGUUUAUCAAAACGUGUAUGUAUGUAGAUGAUAUUUGGUGUUUAGAUUCAUUUAAAUUUAGAUAAAUCUUAGACAA